This is a messenger RNA of Micropterus dolomieu (smallmouth bass), 969 nucleotides long. RefSeq names its product odorant receptor 131-2-like. The coding region runs from base 1 to 969 and encodes 322 amino acids. The record is from RefSeq and is a predicted model, not a curated record. The transcript is spliced from 2 exons. Gene Ontology annotation, biological process: G protein-coupled receptor signaling pathway. Gene Ontology annotation, molecular function: G protein-coupled receptor activity. Gene Ontology annotation, cellular component: membrane. NCBI's taxonomy places the organism in Eukaryota, Metazoa, Chordata, Actinopteri, Centrarchiformes, Centrarchidae.
AUGAUGACUUCUCAAUCUCAGGCCAACAUAACUGUUGGAUUGGGGUUACUGGAAAGAGUGAUGCUUUCCACUCUGACUACAGUACCAUGCUGUAUAUUCUUGUUCAUUAAUGUCAUCAUGUUAUUCACCUUGAGGAGUAAACCAGUGUUUUGUGAGACCUCUCGUUACAUUCUUCUGUAUAAUCUCCUUUUUGCAGACACUGUGCAGAUGGCACUGAGCCAAGUACUGUACACACUGUCUAUUUGUAGAAUAAUCCUGACUUAUCCUGUCUGUGGUCUUCUUGUGAUGUUUGCCAAUCUAACAAAUGAAAUCUCUCCUCUCACACUGGUGGUGAUGUCUGUGGAGAGAUAUGUUGCUGUGUGCUACCCACUGAGGCACGCUGCCAUCAUCACUGUCAGAAACACAUGGGUGGCCGUCGUUGUGGUUUGGACCUUUUGUUCACUAAAUAUUUUCAUUCGAGUUGUUUUACUGUUAGAUUUUCCAUUUCCAGAGAGCCUGCAGAUGAAAGACCUUUGUAAUACACUUGUCAUGUUUCUUGGGAGAAUAUCUGCUGAUUAUGACAAAGCCUACACUUGUUUUCUGUUUGUAUCAGCUAGCGUGGCAAUCAUUUCCUCCUAUAUUGGUGUGAUGAUAGCAGCCAGGUCGGCCUCCACAGACAAAGCUUCAGUCCGUAAGGCUCGUAACACACUGCUGCUGCAUCUGGUGCAGCUGGGCCUCUGUCUCUCCUCAACUGUGCAAAACUCAUUUAUUGUAGUUCUCUCAAAGUUUUUAACAGGAGUAAUAUUUGUGCGUAUACGGAUUUGCCUAUACAUUAGUAUUGUCCUCCUCCCCAGGUGUCUGAGUGCCCUCAUCUAUGGCCUCAGAGACCAGACCAUCAGACCCGUCCUUGUGUACCAUCUUUGUUGUCGACGGAGACUCUCGUCCCAGCUGAGGCUGAAUCCCCACCCUAAGAUACAUGAAAUGAAUUAA